AUGGGUGACAUGGCGAAAGAGUUGGUAAACACAACAUGCCCAUCGGAAAAUAAGAUAGAAAAUGAUCCAUCAGCUUUCUGGGAUAAUGGACCACAUUUGGAUGCUCAUAGAAUAGGUUGGGCAGUGUCUGGUUUAUGUGCAUUUGUAGCGACGGUUGUUUCACUAUAUUUGAUAAUAAAGCAUUCACAAUAUUAUCACCGUCCAGAAUAUCAACGGCAUAUCAUUCGAAUUGUUUUAAUGGUUCCGAUAUAUGCAGUUAUAUCAUGGUUAUCAUACCGAUUCUUUCAUUAUAGCAUCUAUUUCGAAACCGUUCGAGAUUGUUAUGAAGCAUUCGUUCUCGCGGCAUUCUUCGCCCUUCUCACGCAAUAUGUUGAAGAUUCUCCCGAUGAAAGCAAGGAGAUGUUAGAUAAAGCUUCAAAAACAAAAAAAAAAUGUCCAUCUCCUCUUUGUUGUUAUAGAUAUCGACCAACAAGUGAAAAUUUUUCGAAUAUGGUUAAAUGGGGCAUUUUACAAUACGUUGCGUUGAUACCAAUCAUCACAUUUACGACCUUGAUUACCGAAGCCUUUGGUGUUUAUUGCGCAGAAAGUAUGAGUCUGGUUUUUGCAAAAGUUUAUCUAAAGACUGCACAGGUUAUUAGUGUCACUAUCGCGAUAUAUGCUUUGGUUGUAUUUUAUGAAGUAAUCCAUGACGCCAUUGCUUCAGAACGGCCAUUUUUUAAAUUCCUCUGUGUUAAGUUGGUUGUUUUCUUUUCAUUUUGGCAAUCUCUUAUUCUCUCAAUUUUGGCAUCUAAUGAUAUGGUAAAGGAUUUCAUUGCUGUUACAAUAAAAGUGUGGGAUAUAGCUAGACAAAGGCGUAUUAAACGUAAAGCAUCUGAAAAAGACAGAUUUAGUCUUCAUCGUGCUCUUACAUCUAGGCGUAAGCAGAAAUACAAAAAUUCAAAUUUAGAAACAUCAUCCAAAAAUUUAGAUAUAGAAAAAUCAUCCAAAAUGUUAGAUUCAGAAGCAUAA
This is a messenger RNA of Racocetra persica, 1008 nucleotides long. The record is from the annotation of a GenBank genome assembly. NCBI's taxonomy places the organism in Eukaryota, Fungi, Glomeromycota, Glomeromycetes, Diversisporales, Gigasporaceae.